GCUGCCUAGAACAAGUCAUAUGACAUGUGUCGCGCAGAGCAUGUCAUGUGAUUAGUGGAGGAGAGGCGGGGCGGUAGCCAUGGAGACGCUGUACACAAAUCAGUGCCGUGCCAUACAGGAAAGAAAGUGAGAGGAGAGUUGGAUUUUUCAUUUUAGGAUUCUACAAUGGCUACCCAAGAUGAAAGCCACCUCCCUUUUGCUGAUACGUUUGAUGAGGACGAAGCUGAGAGGGACUUUCUUCUAUCCAAGCCCACUUGUUUCCUUAUUGUUGGUAAACCAGCCACUGGAAAGGCUACAUUAGGAAAGAAGAUCUCACAGUCAUGGAACUGCAAAUACAUUGAAGCCCAAGAAUUGAUAAAUGAACACAUAAAAAGAGGAACCGAGCAAGGAAAUAUGAUUCUAGAACUCUUAUACAAAGGUCAAAGUGUUCAGGAUGAACUGAUAGUACAGAUGAUUGUGGACAAGAUUAAUUCUGAAGAAGUUGCCCAUUAUGGUUAUGUACUUUGUGGACUUCCAUCACUGUGUGAAGACUAUAUGAAGAUUGCAGAACAGAUUGGGCUAAUAAAAAAUUUAAAAUUAAAGCCAGAUGUCAUUAUAAAUAUUAAGUGUCCAGACAGGGAUUUGAGCAAAAGACUAACUGGACAGAAGCAAGAUCCAGACACAGGUUUAGUCUAUCAGCGUCAAGACUGGGAUCCUGCAUUUAAAGAGAAAAAGAAAAAGUCUCAGGAAGGAGAAGGAGAGGAGGAGGAGGAGGAGGGGGAAGAAGAAGAGUUUGAAGAAGAGGAAGAAGAAACUGAGAACUAUAAAGGAAUCUUCGAUCGGCUUGUGUGUAGACCAGAGGACUUCCCAGAAAAUGUUGAUGAACGUAUACGACUUUACAAAGACACUAUUUUACGCCCUGUGGAGGAUCUAAUGAUUGAUCAUGAACCUCAAUAUCUAAUAGAACUUGAUGGAAAUAAAAAGCCUGAAGAAUUAUUUGUGUCUAUGUUGGCUCGUCUGGAAUAUCUAGGUUUGCGUCAUGGAGCUGUGGUGAUGAAACUCUACAACCCUGAAGAAGAGGAGUCAAUAGAAGGGCUUGAUGGUGAUGAGCUGUUGCGGACCCUUUCAGGUUACCAUAUAAUCGCUCCAAGAUAUAGGUGGCGUAGAAGCAGAUGGGGCACACUGUGUCCUGUGGCUCUUAAAGAAGGCUAUAUACAGAAAGGGUUACCGGAGUUUGCUGUUAGUUUUCUAGAUAAAAUGUAUCUAAUAUCCUCUGAGGAAUCGCUUAAAAAGUUCAUGCAGAAUCCUCGUCCAUUCCUCCUACCUCCUAUGCCUCUGCCUCCUUGUAAAGUUGCUGUCAUGGGGCCAAAGUCUUCAGGGAAAACCACCAUUUGUAAUUUACUAGCCAAAAAAUAUUCAGGAAAGGUCUUUGACAUGUCUGUGCUGAUCUUGCCACAUGCUGAUGAAGCAAAACAAAGUGCUCUUGCAAAAGCCCAUGAAGAAGCUAAUGAAAAAGCUAUAGAAGCUGUUAAAUUAAAGCUGCAGCAAGAGAAAUUGCUUAAAGAACAAGCAAUGGCAGAGGUUCCCAAAGACACAGACAUAGAAGUAGGAGCAGACGAUAUUUCCUCAGCUCGGACAGAUGAAGAGCAUAGUGUAAAAGAAAACUUAGAGGAAUCUGGUACACCCGAAGAUGACUCGGCCCCAAAGCAGGAAAUAAUAGAGAAUGCAGAGGAGCAGAAUAUAAUGCAACAAGAUGACAAAGUAGAGGAGGUGACUGCUGAUCAUCCAGAAGUGCAACAAAUGGUUGAGGAAGCUAUGAGAAUUGCACAGGAGACUCCAGUGACAUUAAGUGCAGAUGUGUAUGUCAGUACCCUGGAGAAAGCUAUCGCAGAGUUCAAUGAAGAAAAUAAAGAGCGGUUUCCUGGUGCCCCACCUGUUGGAGGAUGGCUAUUAGACAAUUUCCCAAAUUCACCAAAUUAUUGGAUACCUCUUAGUGAGAAGGGACUUCUUCCUGAUAUUGUCAUUUGUUUAAAAAAUUCAGCAGAUAAUGGAAAGUGUCUGCUGAAUAGACUGUACAUGUUGAAUAAACAGGAAAUAAAUAGUAUUAUAUUGCAAAGACUUGAGAAGGAAAGGGCAAGGAAGCUACAGGAAGAGGAAGAAACAAGAAAAGAACAGGAGGAGAUAAUGAGAUUGCAGCUAGAACAGAAGAAACGGCAGGAAGAGAUGCAAGACCCCUUGGAACAUAUUGAAAAUAAGCCACAAGACUCCAGUGAUCAGCCUAUGCCAGACACAGAACAUACAGACUUGGCUUCUCCAAAAGAUAUGUCGCAGCCCAGUUUAGACAAUAUUGAACCACCACAACAGCCAGAUCAACAAGUGGAACCAGAACAAGACUCCAGGGAUCAGCCUAUGCCAGACACAGAACAUACAGACUUGGCUUCUCCAAAAGAUAUGUCGCAGCCCAGUUUAGACGAUAUUGAACCACCACAACAGCCAGAUCAACAAGUGGAACCAGAACAAGAAAUCGUUUUACCAGAAGUUCCUGAUGGAGGAUUUCCAGAUGUGCCAGAGAUGGAGCCUCUGAAGGCACUCAUAAACAAAUUUAAUGAGGACUGGCAUCUGCUGGAGCCUGUGUUCAGUGACACAUCUCUACUAAAUGUUACUCACUUGGAAAUGGCCAAUAAAUCACCAGAAGCUCUUCUACAGGAGGCAGUGACUGCUAUGGAAAAACCAUUUCAGUAUCAAGGAUGGGAAGUAACCUCUCAGGACAUAGAUGAGGAAGCAGAAGACAUGCAAGCAGAGCUGGAUGCCGAGGAGCAAGAAAUGGAGGGAGAUGAAGAAGAAGAGAAUGAAGAGGCAGAAGAAGAUGAAGAAGUUAUCAGGGAAAAGAAGAAGCACUAUGGGGAUUCCAAACACUUCUGCCCAGUGGCAAUAAAGGACAACUUUAUUCUACAGCCAGGACUCCAGGAUAAUGCUGCUUUAUACAGGGACAAGACAUACUACUGCUCAAGCCCUGAAGCAAGAAAUACAUUUCUACAGAAUCCUGAGAAUUAUGUUGUCCAUAAAGAACCAUUACAAGCACCACCCUUGAGAGUCCUCUUGAUUGGAACAGGUGGCACUGGGAAAACAGCUAAUGCAAGAUGGUUAGCCAACAAGCUAGGUAUGUUCCACAUCCAGUUUCAAGAACGCCUGCAAGACAUCAUGCUGUCUAAGCUGGAGAAAAAAAUUGGACCUCACCAUGAAGAAGAAUCGGUUGAGGAAGACAUGACUGAUGAAGCCAUGUUGCUUUUGUUAGAAAAUGGAAACGCAGAGGAAAGUAAAAAGGAGGAAUCAAAGGAUUCAAAGGAAGAGGUUGUUCUCACAGUAGAGGAGGAGGCCAUAAAGUCUUAUUUAGCUGACAAUGAACCCCUACCAACUGAAGUGCUGGAUGAGGUUGUAACAGAAUGGUGGACCAAGGAACCUUUUCGGUCCACUGGAUUCAUCCUGGAUGGGUUCCCUAGCAAUGUAGAAGAGGUUCAGUACAUAGGAGAACGGGGCUUUUUCCCAGACAUUGCUGUAUUUCUGGAAGCAGAUGGGAGUGACAUUUGUGACCGACUGUUGCCCCCUCGGCUAGCUAAAUGGCAAGAGCGACGAAGAAGAAAAGAAGACCGCAUACGGAAGUUGACAGAGAUGAAGAAGAAGAUAAGGGAUGAACAGAUUGCCAAGAGAAGAGCUGAACUUUUGGCUGAACAAAUGAUAAAUGCAGAAAAAGAGAAUAAAAAGGAUCCUGAGGCCAGUGAUGAGGAAGAUGAGGAAGAGGAGGAAGAGAUGGACCCUAUUGAGCAGAUUCUUUCUGAAGAAUUUCCAGAAGAAGAGGAGGAGGAGCAGGAGGAAGAAGAACAAGAGGAGGAUGCCAUAGAGAGAAUGAAAUCUGAGAUUGGAGAAAAAUGUGAAGCUGAUGGCGAGUCACUUCAAGCAGUAAAGGAUGAACUUCAAAGCCUAAUGGUACCAUGUGUUACAGUCAAUACAAGCCGUAAAUUGCACAUUGUGCAUUUCCAGCUUUAUGAAAAACUAAAGAACCCAGUGGAAAAUCGAGAAAGUCUCUUUGAAAAAUGUUUUCCCAUUAGCCUGUCCCUUGCAAGCAAGAUGCUUCAUAUGUCAUAUAAGCAUCCCAGUAUCUUUAGACGAUGGGACCCUGUCAAGCUUGGCCAAGGAGAAGUAAUACAGCCUUUGCAAAAUCAAGAAAAUCCUAGUUUCCCUUUGAUUUACCGGCAAUUCAUUUACUUUUUUUCAACAAAAGAAAACCGAAACACAUUUAUGAAGAACCCUAUUAAAUGUAUCCAUCAGCCAAAGCCUAAACCCUCAGUGCCUAUUAAAAUUGCAAUCAUUGGUCCUCCCAAAUCUGGAAAAACCACAGUUGCCAACAUGUUUGCUAGCAUAUAUGGCCUACAGCGUCUGUCAAUGGGAGAUGCCAUUCGGUCUGUUCUAUAUAGUCAGCCAGAUACAGAGCUUGCAUUAGACAUAAAAAGUCUUCUUGUGAAGGGGUUAGCUGUGCCUGAUGAGCUUGCAGUCAGAUGUCUAGAAGUGACACUGAUGGAUCUUACAUGUAACACUACAGGGGUGGUCCUGGAUGGAUAUCCAGCAACUGAACAACAAGCUAUCCUUCUGCAAGCUUGCAGCAUAAUUCCCAUAAAGAUCUUUGAAUUAGAAAUACCAAUGAAGGAGAUUUUAUACAGAGGACAACUGGACAAAAAGGAAUCAAAACGGCCGUACCCUGCACACGACAGUGCACAGAUAUUCACUAUGAAAAACUCAAAUUAUAAGCAGGAGAUCCAACGUAUUAAAGAAUAUUAUAUGUUGCAACAUCAAAACUGGUGUGAAGUAGAUGCCACACGGAGCAAAUGGUGGGUGGCCAAUAAAAUCCACGAAGAAGUCCGGGCAAGCUUAAAUCAACUGCAAACCUACAUGGAAAGAAUAAGGGAAGGUAAAGCUGCUGCUAUUGCUGAUUUCUGCAUCACCCCCCAAGAGCUGUUGUCGCGCCUGGGAGAGUUUUCACAAUACUGUCCUGUAAGCCUGGCACAAAGGGGAGAGCUUGUCGAUUGUUCGGUAACAUCAUCCCUGCAGUUUGCAGCUGAAUUCCGUGGACACUACUACAAGAUGGCUUCACGGCAGGAGCUGGCUGCAUUUUUACAAGAGCCAGAAUUAUAUGUUCCACCACUAGCACCACAUCCACUCCCCCCUCCUGAGAUGUUACCAAAGAAGCUAACAGUGGCUGAUGUGAAGGCUAGAUUCCCAAAAAAUGCAGAGAUGAAGGGCUACUGUUCAGUUACCUAUGUUGAUGGGAAGAAAAGGUAUGAAUCUAUUGUUCCUGGAAAUAUUGAAAAUGCUGCAGAAUAUAGAGAUAAAAUCUACAUUUUUGAAAGUGAAGAAAAGCUGCAAAAAUUCAUGAGAUUCCCAGAACAGUAUUGGAACCACACACUUCCAUCUAAACUGCCACCAAAGAUGGAGCCAAUUGUGCUAACGUCUCUUCCUUUAACUGGAUAUCUGGAACAGGGAGCAGCCACUGCUUUAAUAAAGGCUUUAAAUGAUGUAGGCUGUUUAAAGCCUAAGUAUCCUUUUCUAAGCGUAAAACGAUCUGCUCUGUUAUAUAUCGCCUAUCACCUCAAAGCAUACAAUUCACGCAAUUCAGAUUAUAUCCGGAACAAAUACAAGAAGAAGAUAGAGAAAUUUGUGGAGUGUUGUGAUCUGAUUACUUAUCUGGGAGACAAGAUGACUCGCAAAUAUAAAGAACCUCAGAGAAGACCUAUUGAUUUUGACUUCAAAAUGCAGUCUUUUCUUUCACUGAAAAACGUGGAUCCAAUGUUUAUUUAACAAGUGAUUUUCCUGUAUAUGGAAACAUAAUACAUGUAUAUUUAAUAUAUGUUAAAUCUCUAUUGAAUAGUGUGGAUUAUUAAUACAAUUUUAAAAAGCUCCAUGCCACUUUAAAUAAAGUAAUGUCUCAUAA
Molecule: messenger RNA, 5962 nt
Organism: Rana temporaria (common frog)
Lineage: Eukaryota; Metazoa; Chordata; Amphibia; Anura; Ranidae
Gene: AK9
Product: adenylate kinase 9
Exons: 40
Coding region: 166-5829 (1887 amino acids)
Biological process (GO): CDP biosynthetic process; UDP biosynthetic process
Cellular component (GO): cytoplasm; nucleus
Molecular function (GO): UMP kinase activity; ATP binding
Source: RefSeq, a predicted model, not a curated record